Limulus polyphemus (Atlantic horseshoe crab) is the source of this 2242-nucleotide messenger RNA. RefSeq names its product patatin-like phospholipase domain-containing protein 2. Gene Ontology annotation, molecular function: triacylglycerol lipase activity. Gene Ontology annotation, cellular component: membrane; cytoplasm; lipid droplet. NCBI's taxonomy places the organism in Eukaryota, Metazoa, Arthropoda, Merostomata, Xiphosura, Limulidae. The record is from RefSeq and is a predicted model, not a curated record. The transcript is spliced from 10 exons. Gene Ontology annotation, biological process: lipid homeostasis; triglyceride catabolic process. The coding region runs from base 182 to 1945 and encodes 587 amino acids.
UGUAACUUAUAGUGAGAGGUAAGUUAAGAGUAGAGUUCAACGCUUGUUAUGUUUAUAUAUAUGUUGUUCAGUACAGGUACUCAAAUAAAAAAUAUGUAAUUUGUAAAUUUCCAAUGAUGAAAAGUUGUUAUAGUGAUACGUAUAUUGGUUUAAUUCACUUUGUUAAAAGACAUUUCCAGUUAUGAACCUGUCUUUUGCUGGAUGUGGGUUCUUAGGUUUAUACCAUGUUGGUGUUGCUAGCUGCUUUAGAGAAUAUGCCCCACAGGUUUUGGUUGACAAGAUUGCUGGAGCAUCAGCAGGAUCAUUGGCAGCCUGCUGUUUAAUAUGCAACGUUCCUUUAGGUGAAAGUACAACAGAUAUAUUGAAAAUUGCUGUGAGAGCGAGGGCUCGUGCCCUGGGACCUUUUCACCCAGGAUUUGAUAUUAACACUAUUCUUCACGAUGGGUUGGUCAACAUGUUUCCUGAAGAUGCUCACCUUCGAUCUAAUGGUCGGCUCCAUGUCUCAGUGACCAGAGUGUCUGAUGGAGAAAAUGUGUUACUAACUCAGUUUGAUAGCAAAGAAGAUUUAAUCCAGGCUUUGUUAUGUAGCUGUUUCAUUCCAUUCUACACAGGAAUAUUGCCUCCAAAAUUUCAUGGAGUGGCUUACAUGGAUGGAGGGUUCAGUGACAACCUGCCUAUUUUGGAUGAGAACACCAUUACUGUGUCUCCUUUUAGUGGGGAGAGUGAUAUCUGUCCUCAGGACAGCAGCUUCAGCAUAAUGCAGAUAAGCCUAGCAAACACAAAGAUUGCUAUCACUCCCAGUAACUUGUAUCGAUUUACAAGGAUUCUCUUUCCUCCUCAUCCAGAAAUAUUAAGUAAGAUGUGCCAACAAGGAUUUGAUGAUGCAUUGAAGUUUCUACAAAGACAUAAUCUGAUAUCUUGUAUGAGAUGUCUAGAGGUACAGUCUAGUUUUACUGUGGCAGAAGCAGACUCCUCUACGGAGAAUGAUAGUAUAGAAAAUGAACCAGAACAUGCAUACGAUGGUUGUAUAGACUGCCGCUACCGUAAACAGAUGGCACUAGUGGACAGUGUACCCGAGUCUGUGGUGAAAGCCAUAGAGAAUGCUAGUGACCAAGUUAACAAAGGUGUGAUCAACUGGUUAUUUCGUCACCGGCCAGUCAAACUGUUGUCACUUCUGUCUCUUCCUUAUGUGCUACCUGUUGACAUUGUAAUUGUUAUAUUUUGCAAGCUAUGGCAGUUAAUGCCCACUUUGCAGAAGGAGCUACAAAAGAACUUGACAAAAGUAUUGAACACUUUGAAUUUAGUCAUUAAUAGGCUGAACAGCAAGAGACAUAUGUACAGUGCAAAGUUUUCUUGCCAGUUAGCUGUUACAGAAUAUGAUUACAAUAGGGAUGAAGAUACUUUAGCUUACCCUACUUGCCAACGGUCAUUGAAAUAUGACGAAAUCUUCUCAAGCAAGCUUGUAAGUGAUCUAGAACUAGGUCGUGUCAAGAGAAAGUCAUAUGCUGGUCUACAAGGUGACCCCUCACCUAUAAAGCAUCAGAGACGACGAUCCAUUGAAACUGACAUGUACAUCCCAGAAAGAGUAAUCAGCACUAUGAACUUGGGUUUCACAGUCAAUCUAGAAAGCACUAUUGAGACUUCCAAGAAUAAACAACAAGAUGUUAUGGAUGUACUUAAGUCUUUUGGUAGAGACCACAGUGAGUUAAACGCCAUUGAUAUUACAAACAAAGCUUUAAGCUGGGAUCUAAGUAAAUACCAAGGUAGUAUUGAUCCACAAAAUGCUGAUAACUUUGAGUGCAUUCUUGAAACCACCUCAAAACAUGAAGCUCUCAUGGCUUUCUAUUACAUGGAUGAGAAAAUGCAAGUAAAAGUGACUGAGAUUUUUAAUAUUUGUGACUCUACUGAUAAACCAGUGAAUGAAUAUGAUUCAGUAUGGAAGUAGUUUUAGGCAUGAAUAGUGUGAGAGUGACAGAAAGCUUAAAAUAACAUUCUUUGUCUCAGGAAGAUAACAAAUAGAAGGAAGUGAUUAUAAAAGGGGAAGUAUGAAAGUACAUGUCACUGCAUGAAAUGCAGGAGUUUGUACUGAUUCCAAAUUUAAUAUAAACAAAUUAGUUAUUCAGGGUAAUUUAUACAUUUUAUUUCCUAAAGAUAUUUGUGAUUAUGUACAUUUAUAUAUACUUUUUAAUUGAGAACUUUGUAAAAAUGUAGAAAUCUACAGAUUUUAUUGUCAUGCUAAGUU